Mixia osmundae IAM 14324 is the source of this 948-nucleotide messenger RNA. RefSeq lists its product as uncharacterized. NCBI's taxonomy places the organism in Eukaryota, Fungi, Basidiomycota, Mixiomycetes, Mixiales, Mixiaceae. The coding region runs from base 1 to 948 and encodes 315 amino acids. The transcript has a single exon. Gene Ontology annotation, molecular function: pyruvate dehydrogenase (acetyl-transferring) kinase activity. The record is from RefSeq and is a predicted model, not a curated record. Gene Ontology annotation, cellular component: mitochondrion. Gene Ontology annotation, biological process: protein phosphorylation; regulation of glucose metabolic process.
AUGGUCCAUGCUAGCAUCUCACUGGGCGCCGUGGCAGCACGCCGGGUGAGCAGUCAUGUCGAGCCGUUUGCAGCACGCAAAGCUUUUCCCAUCAGCCUCAGACAGCUCAUCUUCUUCGGUCGAGAUGUCAACCGCGACAAGUUGGUGACUGCCGGCAAUUUCAUCCGCACAGAGCUGCCUGUCAGACUGGCCCAUCGUAUCAAGGAUCUCGAAGUGUUGCCGUAUGUCGUCGGGUCGAAUCCUGUCAUCAAGCCCGUAUUUGAACGAUACGUCGACGCAUUCGAACGGAUUCGUACUUAUCCCGUCAUCAGGACAUUUGAAGAUAACCUGCAGUUCUGCGAGUUCAUGAAAGGCUUGCUCGAGGAGCAUCUCGUCAUCAUACCUCUCCUGGCAAGAGCACUGCAAGACUCGGCCAAGGAAACGCCUGCAAGUCAGCUCGAUGCAUUCAUGGCCAAGAUGCUACGCUCGCGAAUCAGCAGGCGCAUAUUGACACAACAGCAUAUCGCGCUUUCAGAGCAGUAUGCUUCCGGCUCCUUCGAAAGAGGUGCAGCAUCGGACCGCUUCGUCGGCGUUGUGGACAAUCGACUUUGUCCGGCCGAGGUGGCAGAAAGGUGCGCCCGCCUCGUCACGAGCGCAAUGAUAGACGAAGUACCCGAGCACGAGCACGCGCAAUUACGCUUCGACAUCGAUGGCAACACCAAAGCUACCUUCUCGUACCUGCCCGAGCAUCUCGAGUAUAUCCUCUUUGAGUUAUACCGCAAUAGCGCCAAAGCAACACUAGCAAGGCAUGGCGACCAUGCAUGCGAGCAUCCCAUCUCGACUACCAUCUGCGAAAGCGGCACUGAUAUGCUCAUACGUGUCUCUGACCAAGGUGUCUUCCUUCUUUUCAGCCUGUCGAUUCUGACUGAUCCAGUUUCGCAGCUGGCGGGAUCCCCCCGUUCGAUCUAG